This is a messenger RNA of Diversispora eburnea, 1107 nucleotides long. Lineage: Eukaryota; Fungi; Glomeromycota; Glomeromycetes; Diversisporales; Diversisporaceae. The record is from the annotation of a GenBank genome assembly.
AUGUCUCCAGGUACUACAUCCACAAACGGCAUUGGAAUUGCCAACUUGCCAAAUCAGAGACAUAAAAUUGUUGCUAAGCGUGGAACUAAUUUUACUUUAAUGGUAGUUGGUGAAUCUGGUCUUGGGAAGACAACUUUUAUCAACACUCUUUUUACCACCACCAUCAAAGAAAAAAAGAACCAAACUAGGCGACAUGCCAAACAAACAGACAAAACUGUUGAAAUUGAAAUAACCAAGGCUGAACUCGAAGAAAAAAUGUUCAAUGUUAAGCUUACAGUUAUCGACACACCUGGCUUUGGAGAUUAUGUAAAUAACCGCGAUAGUUGGUUGCCUAUUGUUGAAUUCAUCGAUGACCAACAUGAAUCAUAUAUGCGUCAAGAACAACAACCACAUCGUAAAGAAAAAUUAGAUAUGCGUGUUCAUGCCUGUCUUUAUUUCAUUCGCCCAACUGGCCACACGUUGAAACCUUUGGAUAUUGAAAUUAUGAAACGCUUGGGUUCGCGUGUCAAUUUAAUUCCAGUCAUUGCCAAAGCUGAUACAUUGACACCUAAAGAUUUAGAAACAUUUAAGAGAAGAGUAAGGGAAGUAAUCGCCGCUCAAAACAUUCAAGUUUAUCAAUGUCCAAUUGAGAGUGACGAUGAGACCAGCACCAAACGUAAUAUGAACAUUAUGGCAGCUAUGCCAUUCGCAAUUAUUGGGAGUGACGAAGAUGUAAUUACUUCUAACGGCAAUAAAGUAAAAGGAAGGCAAUACAGUUGGGGUAUUGCCGAAGUAGAAAAUGAAGAUCAUUAUUUGGUGUCUACUACUGAAGAAAAACAUUAUGAAAAUUAUCGUCAAGCACAAAUGGAAACUAGGAAAUUUGGAGAACCAAAACAGAAAAAACUUGAUAAUCCAAAAUUCAAAGAAGAAGAAGAAACUCUUCGUAAAAGAUUUACUGAACAAGUUAAACAGGAAGAAAAUCGAUUCCGACAAUGGGAGCAACAUCUCAUUGCUGAACGUGAUCGUCUUAAUAAGGAUUUAGAAGCCGAACAUUCUCAUAUCAAAAAUUUGGAAUCUGAAUUAGAACAAAUUCAAGCUGCAAUGUCAAGUAAAGGUGGCCGAAAAUAA